Dipodomys spectabilis (banner-tailed kangaroo rat) is the source of this 3885-nucleotide messenger RNA. Its product is annotated as UDP-glucuronosyltransferase 2A3-like. NCBI's taxonomy places the organism in Eukaryota, Metazoa, Chordata, Mammalia, Rodentia, Heteromyidae. The coding region runs from base 25 to 1614 and encodes 529 amino acids. Gene Ontology annotation, molecular function: UDP-glycosyltransferase activity. The record is from RefSeq and is a predicted model, not a curated record. The transcript is spliced from 6 exons.
UCUGCAGAUCAGUCUAGAAGCAUUAUGUCUCUGAAGUGGGCUUUGACAAUUCUGCUACUUCAGCUGUGCUGUGUGGGCCAUGGAUGCUGUGGGAAAGUCUUGGUGUGGCCCUGUGAAAUGAGCCAUUGGCUCAACCUAAAGACGAUUCUCGAUGAACUCACUGCAAAAGGACAUGAGGUGACAGUUUUGAUAUCGUCUACUAAUAUCUUAGUGGACUACAGAAAGCCUUCUGCACUGAAUUUCGAGGUGAUCCAAGUGCCUUAUGACAGAGAGAGUGCAAUGAAGGAAAUGGAAGACUUUGUAGAUCUACUUGUGAAUGACAAACCAACAAUGCCAUUCUGGCAAGCAGCAAGCACAUUCCAAAAACUCUUUCUUAACAACACUAGAACAUUUGAAAUGCUCUGUAAGAGUGCAGUCUACAAUCAGUCACUCAUGAUGAAGCUCCAGGAAACCAAGUAUGAUGUAAUGGUGAUCGACCCUGUCAUUCCUUGUGGAGAGCUGGUGGCUGAGUUGCUGGAGAUACCUUUUGUGCUUACAUUCAGUGUCUCCAUAGGCAGCACCAUAGAGAGAUACUGUGGGCAACUCCCAGCACCACCUUCCUAUGUACCUGUGGCGUUUGGAGGACUAACAGACAGAAUGACCUUUGUGGAAAGGGUGAAAAAUAUGAUGCUUAAAUUUUUCUUUGAUUUUUGGCUCCCACAAUAUGACUUCCAUUUUUGGAAUCAAUUCUAUAGUGAAGUAUUAGGAAGACCCACAACAUUGUGUGAAACUGUGGGCAAAGCUGAAAUGUGGCUAAUCCGGACAUAUUGGGAUUUUGAUUCCCCUCACCCAUACUUACCCAAUUUUGAGUUUGUCGGAGGAUUGCACUGCAAGCCUGCCAAACCUUUACCUAAGGAAAUGGAAGAAUUUGUUCAGAGUUCAGGAGAAAAUGGUGUGGUAGUGUUUUCUCUGGGUUCCAUGGUCAAAAACCUCACAGAAAAGAAGGCCAGUGCCAUUGCUUCAGCCCUUGCUCAAGUUCCACAGAAGGUUCUAUGGAGAUACCAGGGAAAGACUCCAGCAACAUUAGGAUCCAAUACUCGGCUCUUUGAUUGGCUACCCCAGAAUGAUCUUUUGGGGCAUCCCAAAACCAAGGCUUUCAUCACUCACGGUGGAGCUAAUGGGAUCUAUGAAGCCAUUUAUCACGGGAUCCCAAUGGUAGGAGUCCCCAUGUUUGCUGACCAACCUGACAACAUCGCUCACAUGAAGGCCAAAGGAGCAGCUGUGGAGGUGAACAUGAACACCAUGACCAGUGCAGACUUGCUCAGGGCCCUAAGGACAGUCAUUGACGAUCCUUCUUAUAAGGAAAAUGUGAUGAGGUUAUCAAGAAUUCACCAUGAUCAGCCAGUGAAGCCUCUGGAUCGAGCUGUCUUCUGGAUCGAGUUUGUCAUGCGCCACAAAGGAGCCAAGCACCUUCGGGUUGCAGCCCACGAUCUCACCUGGAUCCAGUACCACUCCCUGGAUGUAAUUGGCUUCCUGUUGGCCUGUGUGACAGUUGCUUUAUUUUUGGUGGUAAAGUGUUGUUUGUUUGCUUGUGGAAAAUGUGGUAAGGCAGGAAAGAAGAGAAAAAGAGAAUAGAACAAGAAAAAGAAGGAGGAGAUAUUUCUAAGUACGGCCAAGUCAUUGGUAGAGCAAUCCUAUUCAUCACAGUAACAAAAAGCUUACUGAUUAUUCUCUCUUCCUGCCAAUUACAAAUAUUCUAUUCCUAUACCUUACUUAAGAGAUAAAUUGUAGAAAUCCUUCUGAUCACUAACUGGUCAGUGUUUCCCUUUGUUUCUUCACUUGUUAUUUGCCAGUGGCCUUAUCAUUUCCCCCUCUCACUUUCCUGACACAGGAAAUAUAUUCUAUUAUAUAUUCUAGAUAUAUUUUAUUCAAAAUAAGAUUUAUUUUCAAAGCAAUAUUAACAUAAUAUGCUAACAGCAAUAUGCUGAAUCCAUGGAAUACACAGAAUCUAAACAGAAUUUCCAGAAUGAAGGGAGCUUGCAAGUGAAGUUCACAAGGCCCCAAUGAUCAAACACAUCAAGAAAUACUAUAUGAGACAACAGUUCUGAGAUUAAUGAUCUCCUCUUUAAUAAUAAUAAGCAUCCAGUAGAUGCUUGAGUCUGAAACAUCUUGUCAUUUCAUUUAAUAAAAAAAAAUGCUAAAAUUUGUUUUGAAAUGUUAGGUUUUUGCUAGAAUGAAAGAGGAGACAAUGUUUUUAAAAGCUGGGAAAUUCUAAGAAACAUAUAUAAUAAUAUAAUAAAUAAUAAAUAUAAUAUAGAACAUUCAAAAAAUCAUUUUGUUAACCCACAUUUUGUAAAGAAGUAAAUAAAUGUAUUGAACAGAUAGCUAUCCCUUAAAUUGAAUUGCAAGAUUUAUAUAUUGAUUCUAUUUAUAUAGCCUUAAUAAGUUCAACUAAAAAAUCUUAUAUUUUUCAAAUAUGCUGCCUUCUUCUGUUCUGUUCAUUAUGCAACUGCACAUGCAUUUACUUGUCCAAUCUUUAAUUUUUUCAUUUUUGACAUAUACCAGUCUUUCUUUGGCUUCUAGUUUUGAACAAAAAUGGUCAAUUACAUUUUAGAACAUCAGGUUUUUAUUCUGAAAUUUGUUGAUGAUUCGGUCAUUUGUCAAUAAAAAUGCAAUGAAGGCAAUCAUUUGUCCUAUUCUAAAUAGUAUAUCCAAAAGUACUUAAAGUAUCAAGUUCUCUUUUUUUCACCACUGUAAUUGCUGUCUGUUGGAGAUGACAAGAAACUAUAAAAAUUCCAGUAAACAUAUACUUGUCCACACUUUACCAAUCUUCAUAAUAAUAUUGUGAUCAGUAAAUGUAGAAGAAAUCAUGGAAGAGAUAUUCUAUUAUGCAAACAGUAUUGUAAUAAAUUCUAAAAAGUAGGGGAGAAAAGGCUGAAUUUCAUUUUCAACUUCAUUUGAAGUAUCCCAAAGUAGUUAUAAACUUAUAUAUUCUUAUAAAUUUAUAUAUAAACUUAUAUAUUCUAGAUAUAUACCAAUUUUAUUUUUCAUUACAAAUAAAUAGUAUUAUUGUAUAAAUAAUACAACAUUUAAAGUUUCAAAUACAAAUGUUUCUGAUAGGAAGUAUUAUUUCAUGGUGAAUAGGAAUAGGCCACUUGCUGUCUAAUUCGAAUUUCUUUAUGAAACCCUUGAAGACAGGGUAAAAGGUUUCCCAGAGUUUCUUCUACUUCAUUUUAAAUAAAUCUCCACAUAAAAGACCAUGGGAAACAUACUAAUUAUUCCUAAGGACAAUAUUGUUCAACCCUAUAGUGGGAGUCAGAAUCAUUCCAUAUUCUUUCUGUAAAGUGCUGUGUGGUACAAUUCCCUUGUAAAAUUAAGCUAGAUUGCUAGAGCCAUAAGUGGUUUCUCCUAUGAGGCAAGGCAUUGUGGGAAAACUUUUCUGCUUCCACAUCUCCACACACUUUAGUCUAACACCAUGUGCCUUUCAAGGAAAAGUUCAAGUUUGGGUGAAAGUUAUUGAUUCAGAAUUUCUGUUUUACUUUCCAAGAGGACUCUUCUAAUUUUACAUUCUUGCCAAAAGUCAAAAACAUUUUAAAGAACAGUUUUACAUUGUAUUCUGUUAGAUAUGUUAGUUUCUAAAAAGAGAGACUAUAUCUGAACUUUGUAAUUUAGUUAACUGAAUACAUACUAGUGUGUAACUAGACCUUACUUUUCUGACAAUGGAAUUAUGAGAUUUUUUUUCUAAACAUGAAUGUAUUUGAAGGUCAGUUUUAAAAUUUUUCUGGGGACAUAGUCUAUCAUUUUUCUGGUAUUUGUUUAAAAAGCUUUAUUAUGUUUCAUGAAUGUUGUAAUAAUAGUAUAUAGAAAAUUAAUUGUGUUCCUAUUUAAUAUAGUAAUUUACAUAUA